Molecule: messenger RNA, 1371 nt
Organism: Gymnogyps californianus (California condor)
Lineage: Eukaryota; Metazoa; Chordata; Aves; Accipitriformes; Cathartidae
Gene: BBOX1
Product: gamma-butyrobetaine hydroxylase 1
Exons: 7
Coding region: 1-1329 (442 amino acids)
Biological process (GO): carnitine biosynthetic process
Cellular component (GO): mitochondrion
Molecular function (GO): iron ion binding; gamma-butyrobetaine dioxygenase activity
Source: RefSeq, a predicted model, not a curated record
AUGUGGAGGGCGGUGGCUAACGUCCUGCCGAGGGCCAAAGUCCCCGGAGGCAGGGCGUGCUGCCUGCCGCCGGCGCAGAAGGGCAGGAGCCCGCUCACCGGGACCACUCGCCAUCGCUGGCGGGGCGCUGCUCCGGAGGUCCGCACCGCCCGGCCGCUCAGCAUGAACCCGGGGAUACAGAAGGUGGAAGCUCUGGACGCGGGUCAUUUCGUCCGCGUGGAGUGGGAGGACGGGAGCGAGAGCCGCUACCCCUGCGUCUGGCUGAGGGACAACUGCCAGUGUCCCUGCUGCUUCCUGCGCUCGGCCGGGGCGCGCAGGCUGGUCUUCGAGGACCUGGAUGUGAACAUCGUGGUGAAGGAAGUCACUCUGGCAGAUAGGAAAAAGAUCUCUAUUACAUGGCCUGAUGAACACGCAAGCGAAUAUGAAGCUGAGUGGUUGAAAAAACGAUGCUUCUCUGAAGAAGCCAGAGCAGAAAUGCGAGAAGAUUUAUUUUUACCAGAAUGCCAGUACUGGGGCUCAGACCUGCAACUUCCCAAAAUACCUUUUGAAGAAAUCAUGUACAACGAUGAAAGUGCGUACAAGUGGUUGUGCACCCUAAAGAAAGUAGGAAUCGUGCUACUAACAGGAGCUGCUACUAGGCAGGGAGAGUUGGUUAAGCUUGGCCACAGGAUUGGGUUCCUGCGUCUCACUUUUUAUGGACCAACUUGGCAAGUGCAAGACAAAGCAGAUGCUAACAAUGUAGCUUAUACAACCGGGAAACUAUGUUUUCACACCGAUUACCCUGUUCUGCAGCAUCCACCUGGGGUUCAGUUUCUCCAUUGUAUAAAGCAAACAGCUGCAGGAGGUGAAAGUGAAGUUGUAGAUGGAUUUCACGUAUCCAACAAGCUGAAGAAACAAAAUCCUCAGGCGUAUCAAAUCCUGUCUUCUACUGCUGUAGACUAUACAGAUGUUGGGGUGGACUACUGUGAUUUUGCUGUGCAAUGUAAACAAAGGAUUAUAGACGUGGAUUCCAGAGGCCAAGUAGUUCGCAUCAAUUAUAAUAAUGCAACAAGAGACACAGUGUUUGACAUACCAGCUGAAAAAGUGAGACCGUUUUAUGCAGCUCUAAAGGAAUUUGAUGAUUUAUUAAACAGCGCAGAACACAAGUUUACUUACAAGCUGAAACAAGGAGACAUAGUGACGUUUGAUAACUGGCGCGUGCUUCAUGGUCGUCAAAGCUACCAGUCGGGAUCAGAAGUGACUCGCCACCUGGAAGGUGCCUAUGCAGACUGGGAUGUGGUCAUGUCAAGGCUCCGGCUCCUCAGGAAGAGGGUCCUGAAUAGGGACUGAGCUUUCGUCUAACUAAAAUGAGCAAAACCUAGAUUGUCUAAC